UCAGGGGCAGGGCGCUGGCUCAUGUGCUCUUGUACAGCACGGGUUCCCCGGUCUGUGGCAAUCAUGAAUCGGGAAGAGCAUUAUUACCCACCUAACCAUCUGUACAAGGAAUCGUGUGCCUUUCAGAGACACCACAACGAAGAAUACAGCCAAAACCCUCCACCGUGUCUGUAUAUGAGUAGACCGACGCAACCUGUCUACGCCUCGCCGUCCUUGGGCGUACAGGACCAACCAAAUCUUACCGACAUAACCUCUUAUAGCAUGUCGACACGGGAUGAUCUGGCAGUACCUCAUCUACACCUGCCCCAGACUCCACAGGCACCUCUACAGAUGGUCGGGGGUUAUGGAGAGUCUCUUGACCUGUGCGGAGAUCGGAACAGAUACCAACUCCCCUUUCCGUGGAUGAAGUCAACUAAAUCUCAUACGCACGCUUGGAAAGGACAGUGGGCAGGCCAUUACAUGGUCGAGGCGGAGGAGAACAAGCGCACGCGGACGGCUUACACCAGAGCGCAGCUACUAGAGCUCGAGAAAGAAUUUCUCUUCAACAAGUACAUCUCGCGCCCACGCCGCGUAGAGCUUGCGCUCACCCUCAGCCUCACCGAGAGACACAUAAAGAUCUGGUUCCAAAACCGACGCAUGAAGUGGAAAAAGGAGGAGGACAAGAGGAGAGCAAGAGGAGUGGAUCCCGAACAAGAUUCCUCCAUCACGUCUGGGGAUUUGAAGGAUGAGUCGUGUGCGACCCCAGGAACUCUACCAGGACCCCCCUCACCGAUGCACUCUCAUGUACUCCCAGCUUCACGAGACUCUGCGUAAAACACGCACUGACUUUAAGAGACUAUGGCUUCAGCACAAUCUUUUGGCUCCUGACAACUUCUUCAAUGUGCACAUCAUGGCGCACUGUCAACAACAUUUCUCUAGAAAGAUACCAUUUAGAUUGCUAUCAGGGAAAAUCUCCUUUUUAAUGUUUCCGUGCUGUUUUUGAGUCAUCUAAGCACUUCGUUUUCAAUACACUAAACAACU
Messenger RNA from Triplophysa dalaica, 1020 nucleotides. RefSeq names its product pancreatic and duodenal homeobox 1 (gene pdx1). NCBI's taxonomy places the organism in Eukaryota, Metazoa, Chordata, Actinopteri, Cypriniformes, Nemacheilidae. Gene Ontology annotation, cellular component: nucleus. The transcript has 2 exons. Gene Ontology annotation, molecular function: RNA polymerase II cis-regulatory region sequence-specific DNA binding; DNA-binding transcription factor activity, RNA polymerase II-specific. The record is from RefSeq and is a predicted model, not a curated record. The coding region runs from base 22 to 813 and encodes 263 amino acids. Gene Ontology annotation, biological process: type B pancreatic cell differentiation; regulation of transcription by RNA polymerase II.